GAGGAUUAAACAGUGUAAUUGGUGAUGAAUCAGAUUGUAUGAAUAUUCAUAACGAAUCAUGUUUAUACAUUUCAUUUGUUGUUUUUUUAUUUGAUCUUUAUUGUUUGAUGACGUUUGGUUGUUUCCUUGCCUAUCAGCUUCUUCUCUGUAAUGAUGCUGUUCUCUGAUGUGAGGAGAACCCCGGUUCCCUGCCGGUUCUUAAAGCGCGCACUCCUUCAUCUCUCUCCGUGAUCUGCCGCCAGACCACGCGCUUCCCCUUUAAAAGAAAAGGAUUUCCCCCUCCUCUCGUCUCCUCUCCUCUCCCACUCUCAGGCUCAGUCGCGCGCUCUGCUUCCUAUUGUUCCGAGUGUCAGAGCCGGAUUUACAUUAAUUAAUCACCGUAACCGUUACCGGUUGAUAGACAGACAGACACCUACAGACAGACAGACAUCCCGCACGCGGGGUCAUCAGAGGAUGCUCCUACCGCGGCUUCAUCCCAAAUGACUCACGGCGAACAUACGGCGCACCACGCAUUGUGCAGGAGCCGCUAUUCCGUGUUCCCUAUGUAGUGCACUUGUAUAGGGAUCAGGGACCGGUUUCGGGUUAACACUGAGGACAGGAACCGGGGCACGCAGACACACCGGUGAGGACACGACACAAUCCCCUUAAUUAACACAUAUAGUCUUUACUUAUCUCCUAACACUGCAUUAACAUUCAGUACUGUAAGUGUUCAUCAGUAGCCUAAUUCAGUAUGGUGUUACUUAAACUGCUGCUUUAACUUCAGCAUUUUAAGUGUUAAUUAAUCAGUGUAGGUUGUAAUAGUUGGUGUUAAUUCAGCUCUGUAGAUAAUUCUGUAUGUGUUAGUCAAACACUUCAGGUUUUAAUUCAGCCUUGUCCGUGUUAAUGCCUGUACGCAUGUAACUCAUAAUCACUACAGGUAACACUACAGGUGCAGCACUAAUUCAGCUCUGUGUGUGUUCACUCAACACUGAUCUAACUCCAAGAGUGAGGUAAAUGUUGUGGUAAGAGAGGAUGAAGGUGAUGAUUAUGAUGAUAAUGAUGAUGAUAAUGAAGGUGAUGACCGUGACGAUGAUGAUGAUGGUGAUGAUGAUGAUACUCUGGUGUUGUUUUACUCGGUUGUUAAGUGUGAAAGUAAAUCAGUUUUUUCUCCUCGUGCUCACAUGAUGUCUCUGAAGAUGAUUAUCGUGUGUGUGUGUGGAACAGCCACAAUCCAGCCUUCUGUUUAACUCUGUGUUUAAUAAAUAAGCGUGACGAUAACUCUCUACACGCUCUGCCUUCCGGUGUAAACACAGUGUAAAAAUAACACGUGUUUACUGUGUGUGUUCUUUGUGUUCUCUCGCAUGUCCUUAUUUUCUCACACACUCCUCUGAUUUUGUUUUGUAUAGUCUCUGCCUGCCAUCACAUGGAUGCUGUCAGCUGCACACGGCUUAUAUACAGGUUAUAUACAGGUGUUCCAUUUGAUUACAAACUGAGUUUAAUGAUCAUUUAAUCAAGCUAUUGAAGAAAAACUAUUUCAGACACUUGACCUUGCUGUGACCUUGACCCUGUUUGGAUCUAAUACAAAAUCUAAUCUAACUCCAGGUAAAUCCUACAAACAUUAACCACUCGAGAAUCUCAGAAUGGAUGGACAUGAGGGUGUUCAUGCGACUCACAGUUACAGAUAGAGAUGAUCAGAGAUCUGACUCUGUGCAGCUCAUAAAGUUCUUAAACACAUAGAAUUUGAUGGAUUGACUGAGGGAUAUUCUCUGUUUCUUCCCCAGAGCGAGUGUGUGUGUGUGUGUGUGUAAGAGAGAAUGGCCCCAAGGCCAUCUUCAGGUGAGUUAUGGGGUCUACACCUGAUGCCCCCCCGUAUUUUGGUGGAUUGCUGUUUACCCAACGGGAUGCUCGUCAGUCUGGAGUGUUUACGUGAAGCUCCACUCAUCAGCAUCAAACAGCAGCUAUUCACAGAGGCCCGCAAAUACCCCCUCUACCACCUUCUGCAGGAGGAGUCUUGCUACAUAUUUGUGGGCGUGACCCAGGAGGCAGAGAGGGAGGAGUUUUAUGAUGAAACACGGCGACUGUGUGACCUUCGACUCUUCCAUCCUAUCCUAAAGGUCAUCGAACCUCUCGGCAACCGAGAAGAGAAGAUCCUCAACCGUGAGAUCGGCUUUGCUAUAGGCAUGCCAAUCUGUGAGUUUGAGCUGGUGAAGGACUCGGAGGUGCAGGACUUCAGGAGGAGCAUCCUGAGUGUGUGUAGGGAGGCGAUGGAGGAGCGUGAGGGAGGAGGACCACACACACACGCUCUGUACGUUUACCCUCCCAGUGUGGAGUCAUCACCACAACUACCACAGCACAUCUAUGCCAAACUUGACAAAGGGCGUUUGAUUGUGACGAUCUGGGUGGUGGUGUCUCCAUCUAAUGCCAAGCAGAAGUACACGCUGAAGAUCGCUCACGACUGCAUGCCGGAGCAGCUGAUUGCUGAGGCCAUCAGGAAGAAGACGCGCAGUAUGCACCUGUCAGCUCAGCAGCUCCGCCUGUGUGUGCAGGAGUAUCAGGGACAGUACAUCCUCAAGGUGUGCGGCUGCGACGAGUACCUGCUGGAGAAGUACCCGCUCAGCCAGUACAAGUAUAUCCGAAGUUGUAUUAUCGUGGGGAAGUUGCCACACCUCAUGUUGGUCAGUAAAGACAGUGUGUAUGAUCAGCUGCCGUGCAGUGGCUUCGUUACUCCGUCGUACAGCCGCCGCACACCCCAGCCCAGCCCAAGUCCCGGAGGGGGUGACCCUGCUAACCCCCGCUCACUCUGGACCUUCAAUGCUCACACUCCGCUCCGCAUCAGGCUCAUCUGCGCCACCUAUGUCAACGUCAACAUCCGGGACAUCGACAAGAUCUAUGUGAGGACUGGUAUAUAUCAUGGAGGGGAGCCUUUAUGUGACAAUGUCAACACACAGAGAGUUCCAUGUUCCAACCCCCGGUGGAACGAGUGGCUGAUGUACGAUAUUUCUCUGACUGAUCUCCCACGCUCCGCCCGUCUCUGCCUCUCCAUCUGCUCCGUCAAGGGUCGCAAGGGGGCUAAAGAGGAACAUUGUCCCCUGGCCUGGGGGAAUGUGAAUCUGUUUGAUUAUAAGGACACACUGGUCAGUGGUAAAGUGGCUCUGAGUCUCUGGCCUGUUCCACAUGGACUAGAGGAUCUGCUCAAUCCCAUCGGCGUGGCAGGACCCAACCCCAACAAGGAGACUCCGUGUGUAGAGUUGGAGUUCCCCUCCUUUAAUCACACAGUGGUUUUUCCAGAUGAACAGCAGAUCGAGGAACAUGCCAACUGGAUCAUCUCCCGGGAGCUGGGAUACAACUACUCCCUGGGCCUGAGUAAUCGGUUGGUGUGUGACAGCUCCAUCUCUCAGGCGGAGGCUGAACAACUUCGCGCUCUCUGCAACCGAGACCCGCUGUAUGAGCUCUCAGAGCAGGAGAAAGACUUUCUGUGGAGACAUCGACAUUAUUGUGUGAAUAUUCCAGAAAGUCUUCCCAAGCUGCUUCUCGCUGUCAAGUGGAAUUCACGGGAUGAAGUGUCACAGAUGUAUUGUCUGCUCCGUGAUUGGCCCCUCAUGCAGCCCGAGUCAGCUCUGGAGUUGUUGGACUGUAAUUUUCCCGAUCCGAUGGUGAGAGAGUUCGCUCUGCGCUGCCUCAUGCAGGGACUCACUGACGACAAGAUCAGCCAGUACCUCCUGCAGCUCGUCCAGGUACUAAAGUAUGAGAUGUAUCUGGAUAAUCCUCUGGCUCGGUUCCUCGUUAAGAAAGCUCUGACCAAUCAGAGGAUAGGACACUUCUUCUUCUGGCACUUGAAGUCGGAGAUGCACAAUAAGACAGUGUCUCGGCGGUUUGGUUUGCUGUUGGAGGCGUUCUGCAGGUCAUGUGGGAUUUACCUGAAACACCUGAACAGACAGGUGGAGGCCAUGGACAAGCUGGUGAACAUGACUGACACGCUGAAACACGAGAAGAAGGAUGAGACGCAGAAGACCCAGAUGAAGUUCCUGGUUGAACACAUGUCCCGCCCCGAUUACAUGGAGGCUCUGCAGGGAUUCGUCUCUCCUCUGAAUCCUGUACACCAACUGGGUAACCUCAGGUUGGAGGAGUGCAGGAUCAUGUCUUCAGCGAAGCGUCCUCUCUGGCUGAACUGGGAGAAUCCUGACAUCAUGAGUGAACUUCUCUUCACCAACAACGAGAUUAUCUUCAAAAACGGAGACGACCUGAGGCAGGACAUGCUGACUCUCCAGAUCAUUAGGAUCAUGGAGAACAUCUGGCAGAAUCAGGGACUCGACCUGCGGAUGUUGCCGUACGGGUGUCUCUCUAUCGGGGACUGUGUGGGUCUGAUCGAAGUGGUGAGGAACUCCUUCACUAUAAUGCAGAUUCAGUGUAAAGGAGGCCUGAAGGGGGCACUGCAGUUUAACAGCAACACACUGCACCACUGGAUCAGAGAGAAGAACAAGGGGGAGACUUAUGACAGUGCGAUUGAUCUAUUCACUCGUUCGUGUGCUGGUUAUUGUGUAGCUACCUUUAUCCUCGGCAUUGGAGACAGACACAACAGUAACAUCAUGGUCAAAGAGAACGGACAGUUGUUCCAUAUAGACUUUGGACAUUUUCUCGACCAUAAGAAGAAGAAGUUUGGUUAUAAGCGUGAGCGCGUCCCCUUUGUCCUCACACAGGAUUUCCUCAUCGUCAUCAGCAAAGGAGUGCAGGAGUGUACCAAGACCAAGGAGUUUGAGAGGUUUCAGGAGAUGUGUUACAAAGCGUACCUGGCGAUCCGUCAGCACGCAGGUCUCUUCAUUAACCUGUUCUCGUUGUUGCUGGGCUGCGGAAUGCCCGAGCUGCAGAGCUUUGACGACAUCGCCUACCUGAGGAAAACCUUGGCUCUGGAGAAGAGCCAGCAGGAGGCGCUGGAGUACUUCACCAAGCAGAUGAACGACGCCCACCAUGGCGGCUGGACCACCAAGAUGGACUGGAUCUUCCACACCAUCCGGCACAUGCCCAAUGAGCACUGACACACACACCCACACACACACACACACACACACACACACUUUUCAGGACUGCUCUGGAGAUCUGUAGGACUGAUGAGGAACCAGUGAGGAAUCUCAGAACAUCUACACAUGAGGUAACCACAAAGACUCUUGGGAAACUUAGAUGAUAGUGGGAGCAUUUGAUGCACAUUUAUUAUAUAUGCACACACACACACACACACACACACACACACACACACACGCACUACUUUCAUGCACUAAUAUUAUUAGAGCACUGCACUAAGUAGGGGCAAUGAAGUCACUACAGUAUUACAGCAAAAUGGAUAUGCACAGUUAUUAUGUAUGCACACACACACACACACACACACACACUCACACACACACACACUCACACACACACACACAUCCCUGCACUAUGUAUGGAGUGUGUGUGUAAUAAGUGAUAAGUUCUGAAAUUUACACUUGAAGUUUAUUUUCCUUUGGCUGAUGAUGACCUGCAAGAAGCUCUUCUCCAAUCAACUACCACCUACUCUGCACUACACGUCCUCAGGGUUACACAAAGGUCAAAGGCCAAGCUUUGGUGCCAAAAUGGAGGGCAAAAUCUGCCUCAAUGCACGUCCUAUAAUGCAACACAAACCCCCACAAAACCUGAUAUGCUUGAGCAGCACGAUGACGAGGAUGUGACAGUCUUCCUCAGUAAACACUUAUUACACUUUUAGGGAAAAAUGCAAUGUUAAUGUUUGUGUUAAUGAGCUUUAAAACCAGCGUCACUGUGAAAGCAAUCUGACCCUAUGAACAACUCACAACAUGCGCUUAACAAUCAAACACAUUGAUCAAUCUAAAAUUUGUUAAACUUAUUUAUCGAUUAUAUGUCUUUCUUAAACGGAAGCUUUGAAAUGUAUUUUCUACUUAAAAUCAAAUAUAUUCUAUCAUUUUAAAUAACUAAUUUAUAAAUUUACAUCAUUCGUUAAUUGUAUCGAACAAACAACUUGACAUAAAUCAGCAUUUUCACACCUGUACACUACAAUCAACUUUAUAAAAGAUAAGCCUCAACUAAACAAUUAAAUCAUAACUCAGGUGUAGAAUGAUCUAAAAUACGUAUUACGAUCAAUCUUAUUGAUAAAUCAGUCAUCAUUGGGUCAGUCCAAGUCGGUUGCAUGAUUGUUUUUAAUUUUUCUAAUUGGUUUUGAGUGAUUACCUCUAUGUAUUGUUUUUGCAAAACCACCACUAUGAUGGCCAUCUUUUUGUCAUGGCACACAACAAAUUUUGGUUAUACAGCUGUUUACGGAAACCUCAAUAUCAUUUUGCAGAACAUUUUGCACAUUCUUUUCCUUAGACUUAGAAAUUAAGUCCAAACGUAAAGCUCAUGAUCGCUCACAGUUCUACAUUUAGGUUCAAUUUAUAACGAGAAGGGUUUGAGUCUCAGUCUUAAUUUUUUUAGGGGGUACCUGGGUAAAUAUAGUAUGCAUGCAGAACAUUUCAGAUUUGAGACUUCUCUUAUUUAAAAAAAAAAUUAUGUGGGUGAGAAACUUUUUGUAAAAAUUCCCCUCACUUUCGGGAUGAAUAUCUCUGGUGGGGGACCAGAUACGAACCUGAAAUUUUCACAGAAAUAAGUCCUCUAUAGUAGCAUUCUGCUGUAAAAAUUGUGAGUUUGAGGUUGGAGGUAAACUCUGCAGGACAGUGGACCUCGAGGGCCAGAUUUGAAGAACCAACCUGUUCUAUUAUGUUGGUAAUGGUGUACAGUUGGUAUGCAUGAAUAGAUUUUAUCCAAAAAUGGAUGUACACUGCUAAGUUGGGUGUUUUACAAAUGAAUAGAGUCAUAAACUGAGCUGUGUUUUACAAUGACAAUACAUCAGGAAAUUAAAAAAAAAAAUCAGGAAAAUAUAAAAAAAAAGUCGAGCAACCUGCUUUAGACCACUUGAGAUGGACUGAUCCAUUUCUUAAAUGUGAGCUUCCGUUUUUCUUUUCCUAUCUAAACAUUGCUAUUUUCACCCACUACCCAGCUUACUUCAUUAUAUUAUAAGAAGCUAAUUCAGGUUUUCUUUAUAAAAGACAACUCUGAGGGGAAAUAUCACAACAAAUUUACAUCAAUUAACAGCAUUUUAAAUGUUGUGACGUACGUGCAAGCUACAAAAUAUAUAAAAUUCAUAUAAAGUGUGACCCAGCUUAUGUCAUUUUUGCCGUUGAAUCAACAAGCAUUUUUCUUAGAUAUAAACUUUAAUUUGCAUUUUUCUAAAUGACAACUAAUAACUAAGAUUCUUUCACAUAAAUCAGGAACUUAUCAAUGUGCAAAGUAACAUUUCUUAAAAGAAAAACGGAACUUUACUGGUAAAAAAAUCAAAGUAAUCAAAGUCAAUAAAAUUAAC
Ictalurus furcatus (blue catfish) is the source of this 7357-nucleotide messenger RNA. RefSeq lists its product as uncharacterized. The record is from RefSeq and is a predicted model, not a curated record. The coding region runs from base 1794 to 5012 and encodes 1072 amino acids. The transcript has 21 exons. Gene Ontology annotation, cellular component: plasma membrane; phosphatidylinositol 3-kinase complex, class IB; cytoplasm. Lineage: Eukaryota; Metazoa; Chordata; Actinopteri; Siluriformes; Ictaluridae. Gene Ontology annotation, biological process: phosphatidylinositol-3-phosphate biosynthetic process; cell migration; phosphatidylinositol 3-kinase/protein kinase B signal transduction. Gene Ontology annotation, molecular function: 1-phosphatidylinositol-3-kinase activity; 1-phosphatidylinositol-4-phosphate 3-kinase activity.